Messenger RNA from Klebsormidium nitens, 1171 nucleotides. The record is from the annotation of a GenBank genome assembly. Lineage: Eukaryota; Viridiplantae; Streptophyta; Klebsormidiophyceae; Klebsormidiales; Klebsormidiaceae.
GUCAGAAGGAGCCAGAGUCUAGGAUUUAGAAUCUUCUGGAGAACCGCAAGUCGCUUGCCUUUGCAGCAGUUUUUGCCACUUCCUCGCACCAUUUUUCCUGAAUGUCACAUUGUCAUUCUUCUUACUGUAGACAGUCAAAUCCACGGUGUCUUUUAGCGUGACUUGAUAUCUUGUGAGAGAUUCUUUGCGCCGCAGAAGAGUUGCACAAUGUCGUCCAUGACCAUGUCGCGAUCAGUAGCGCUCAGUGGACCAAGCGCCUGUGCGGCAGCAGACCUGAGGGCCUCUAGCUUGAGCAGUAAUUUGGCAACCACUCCGAGCCCUGUUGGCCAGAGGUUGCCUAUGUUGGGGUUCUCGGGUAGCAAGCAGAAUUGUUCAAGGAGAGCCUGUCGAGUGGUGUCUGUUCGGGCGCUCACCAACAAUGAGGUUGAUAUCGAGAAGGUUCAGCCAAUGGGUGAUCGAUUGUUUGUCCGUGUUGAUGACGCACCACAGGCCACAGCAGGAGGCAUUCUGCUUCCAAAGUCAUCAACGUCAAGCGAAAAGUUUCUUCUGGGGGAGGUGUUGGCAGUGGGCAAGGAAGCUAGCGGGGCAUAUAGCAAGGGGCAACGAGUGCUCUUCACGGAUCUGCAUACACAAGAGGUUAACCUGGGCUCGCGGAAGGAUAAGCUUGCCUUUGUCAAAGCUAAGGACCUCUUGGGAGUCGUCGAAUAGGUGCAGUCGUUUUAUAUGUAGGGACACUUUUUGGUUGUUUGAAUAUCGGACUUGCAAACAAAGAAACUUAAAAUUUCUUGCGGCUCCCAGCUGGCCCAUCAUUUCUCGGCCGCUCAGGGUAAAAACAUCUAUAUGGAAACCAGGUGUCGACCUGCUCCGCUUCUUGUUUGAAGAAAUGGAUCCAUUCUGAACAUAGGUACACUUACCAAGAGACCAGGAGCAUUGAGAAUCUUGGGACAGUUAACCACGACACGAGAUCGAAGCAUUGCCAAAUAUUUGAGUCAGAAUCAGUUGAUCGAAACCCGCAAUUGUACCCACGGUCUGUUUGUUUACAGAUCAAAAUCUCAAACAACCAAAGGAUGGCCGAAACUCAAGAUGUACAUCUGCAGAAGUAUCUCAAGCUAUCAAUCAUAAAUCGAAAGAAGCGAUGCUUACAAGCGAUCUGGUCGAUAACCAAUUGAGG